AGGAGACCAAGAGGAGACCAAGAGGGGCGGGGGUCCGUCGCGCGCCCCAGGUCUAGCGACGCUGACCCUCGUCCCUCCUCGCUCGGUGUACAUGCGAUAGUGAGGUGGCCCCCGGCCGGCCGUCGGCGGUGGACACAUACGUGACGGCACUCUGGCGUCGCUAGCACUAGCGAGCUGCGCACAUGACUGGACCUCGUCGUCUCCCUCAUGGCGGUGCGGAGCUUGUGCGCCUGCGGGGGCGACUUGUAGCGUGCAACCUUGAGGCACCGUGGGCCGUGGCCUCGGCCCUGGCACGCCCGGUGAUUCGCCGCGCCCGACGUUGCGACGCAGUUGCGCGGGAAAAAGGCUCGACAUCGCGCAGCGGUCUGCAGGUUCCUCGCAGCCCCCGCGGCCAACGUGCAGCGGCAGAUGCUCAGCAGUUCGCCGCCCUCUGAUUGGGCGCCGUCCGCCGUUUUUCGGUCCCUUGGUGUCCAUCCCACAGUUGGUGACAAGUUACGGCCAUGUUAAAAAUCGCUGAGCGCAGGUACACUUUUAACCCCUGGACAGCCCUUUUUUCUGUCCCCCUUUUUUUUUCGUGCGGCCAGGCUGUUGGCCUCUGCCUGAUUUUCAUCCGUCGCAGCUGCGUCAGGACGCAAUCAAGAAACAUCAUGACAGCGCAACUGUCGCUCUUGCUCGACCUCGACCCGCGACAUUCGCCCCCGAUGGGCUCGCUCGUGUCCAUUGCCGAUGCUCUCUGGGCCAUUGCCGCCCUUUCGCUUUUGUUCAAAAGGACGAUGGGGCGCCAAACGCCGCAAUGUCCAUGAUGCUGUGGUUCACCAUCCUGCUCAUUGCUGUAACCUUUUGGCUUACAUUUUCAAGCCGUUUUAGCCGUCUGUGAGAUAGCACGGCGUGUGCGCUUAUCAACAGCACCAGUCCCAGAGAGACCAAGCAGCCAUGCUCGGAAGAUACGCAUCAGAGACCAGCUCGGCCGCCCGCGGUCCGACCUCCUUGUCCGGGGUUCUCCGGCUCAAGGAGUCGGCCGGCGGCGUCUACGAGAAGGCCCACCUCUCCCUUUCCGCUGCUGAGGCGCGCUUUGUGGCCCUCGGGAGUGAGACAUCGCGCUCUUCCACCCCGGUCACGGAUGCAUCGACCUACCAGACGCCGUCUUCCGUCAGCUCCUGGGGGACGACCGCAGGGUCGCAGGUCGAGUCGGGAGAAUGCAGCUACCCGGGAGAGGACGAAAAGAGGUCUCACGAUCGCAAGUGGGACGAGGAAAGCCUUCCAGUCCGCUCGCGCCGGCCCUCAGAGGAGUCACCCAUGUAUCCCACCGUCUUCAGGCCGCCUACCGCCAGCCGCAGCAACAACUCGGACAAGGCCAGCACGUGCAGCAAGAGCGGCAGUGCAAAGUCCAGUGAGGUCGCUUCUCCACGGCAAAAAUCGGACGUGAGCGACACCGAGUCGUGCAUGGCCGACGAUGAGGACCGCGAGAACGAUGACGACGACGAAUACUGCGGAGAAGACGACAGUCUCGACGCAGCAGUCAUCGCGGCCGUCGACGGGGAUCUCGCCCUGGCCGCCUAUCUCAUCCCUCUGCUGCACCGCUCCUUCAGCUCGGCGGUGCGCACCAAGGUCGAGGCAUGGCAGUGCGGCAGCCCUGGCGGCGGCUCGGCUGGCGGGCGGUCUUCUGACAGCCAGCACGCCGGGUCGUCUGCCAGCGGCGGCAACAGGUCGCCUAUCGCGCCGCGCAAGCGCAGGCGGCGGACCAGCUCGGGCGACGGCGAGCGCGCCGGUGACGGAGACGGCGGCGACGACGACGACGAGGGAGGCUCCGGCAAAGCCAAUAGCCACCCCGAGACGCUCGACGCGCACGCGCCGCUCCUUGCCUGCCCCUUCCACAAGCUCAACCCAGCAAAGUACGGGAUCCAGCACGGCGCCACGUCGAGCAACGUCAAGAGCGACUACUACCGCGCGUGCGCCGGGCCCGGGUUCAAGACCAUCCAGAGGCUCAAGGAGCACCUGAAGCGAAAACACACCGUCGUCCAGUGCGAGCGUUGCUACAAGAUCUUCCGCGGCAACAACCGCGAGGCCUCCCAGCAGCUGACGCAGCACUCGCGCAGCAGUGAGAGCUGCCAGAUUGGCGAUGCGGCGCUGAGGGAGGGCAUCAACAAUGUACAGUGGGCGUUGUUGGACAAGCAGAACAGGAAAAAGCCCCAGGAGACCCACAAGCUGGAGAAGUGGUUUGAGAUUUGGGAGAUCCUCUUCCCCAACAACGACAAGCCAAAAACGCCAUGGUAUGACGGUCUUUCCAUCGCCUCUUCGGGUCAGUCAACACCUGAGAGCGAGCAAUUCGCGACCAUCUUCGUCAACAUCCUCACGCACAAGGUCCGGCAAGGAGACAUUGCUCUACAGGCCGACGAGAACACGAUGGGCCGGCUGAAGAAUGUGGUGGAGCAGACGUUCAGGACCUGGGUCAACACGCGCGACGACCUGCAGCUGACGGACGCGUCGUCAAGCCUGGCCGGCAGCGCCCUGCACUCAUCGUCGCGCGUCGGCGGCUCCUCCACACACCUGUCGGGCCCCUCCAACAGCGCCUCGCAGCAGUUGACGGCAUCGUCGUACAACAGCGGCGCCCACAUCCCCAUCGCCCCGGCGUUGCGCCACCCGCAGCAGCAACAGCAUGCACAGCAGUCGCAGGCUCAGCAGCAGGCGCCGCAGUACCACACACACGCGCUCGGCAUGCAGCCCGGCGGCGGCCCGCAGUACAUCGCCAUGCCCAUGGGCCGCCAGCCGACGCAGUUCUCCGGGGCCAUGGGUGGGCCGGCUGGUGGCGCCGCGGCGAUGCCACUGGCCAACUUCAACGGCGCCAUGCACGCGGCCGGGCCCGAGGACCUGAACAAUGGCUGCUUCGUCGUCAUGCAGCCCCAAUUCUGGGCCCCGACAAACAUGCCCGUCCAGUUCGGCCUGCCGUUUGCCACUCCCGGCGCCGCCCACGUGAGCCCUUCCGAGUACUACAACACCGGGACUGAGGACAACUUUGGGCCGAGCGGCGCAGAAACUGAUUUCAUGUGAUUAUUCGUAUCUUUUCGCAUCAAGGGGCGUCAUUUUGCUGGUAUUUGGGAGGUGUCUGGGCAGUGUUUGGGCGGCUGGUUUGGUUUGCUCCUAGGUUUAUGGGAGGCAGUGCCAGGUGCAUGUGGUGGGCAGAGAGUCGGCGCACUCAUUCGAGGCUUAGGUUCAUUUGUUCUUUCUGUUGCAUUUUACCGUAUCUCUUGAGGGGGUCCACAACGUACAACCCCCGAGUAAAUAAAUCUCCUGGCAUCCUUCCAUUCGAGGUUCCGA
This is a messenger RNA of Gaeumannomyces tritici R3-111a-1, 3315 nucleotides long. RefSeq lists its product as hypothetical. The transcript has 4 exons. The record is from RefSeq and is a predicted model, not a curated record. NCBI's taxonomy places the organism in Eukaryota, Fungi, Ascomycota, Sordariomycetes, Magnaporthales, Magnaporthaceae. Bases 934 to 3048 code for a protein of 704 amino acids.